UUCCAGAAGAGAAAUAAUGUUGAAGGAUUCCAGGGACUGAUGGUUGGUUAAGAACCAACUAUUAGAGUAGAUUGAAUAGGUCUAGUCAGAAACUGGAUUAAACCUCUUUGUAUAUUCUUCCUGUGGUUUCAAGAUAAGUCUGGGAAACAUCUGAUAAAAUGGCUAAUCCAGGGAGCAGUAGUAGAUACGGAGCAACCAACCUUGUCAGCAGGUUGUUAACAAGAAAUAGUUCUGAAGACAUGGCUCAGCUUGUUCAAGGACAGCGAACCCUUUUCAGAUCGUUGAGUGGAGCUCCUGACAGAACCAACCUACUCCAGGAUUCAACAGAAGAGGAUGGAAGAACUCUGGGAACUCUCAAGGGAGUGUUUGCUCCUGUCUCACUAUCCAUGUUCUCCGCUCUACUAUUUCUCCGUAUGGGAUAUAUAGUAGGGAAUGCUGGGUUCUUGGAGACAGUUCUCCAGUUCUUGAUUGCUUAUACAAUCCUAGUUUCUACAGUAUUCUCAAUCUGUGCUAUUGCAACCAAUGGAGCUGUCAAGGGAGGAGGUGUAUACUUUAUGCUGUCUCGAACUAUGGGACCUGAGUUCGGAGGUUCUAUCGGAAUUCUUUUCUACUUUGCUAAUGUUGUGAGCAGUGCUUUGUAUGUAACUGCAUGUGUGGAGGGGAUUACAAAAAACUUUGGUCCUGAAGGAGCUUUUAUGGAGUUGCUUCCUGAUGGAAAAUGGUGGAAUAUACUCUACUCGUCUUCCUUCAAUAUUUUCAACUUUCUCCUCUGUUUGGUCGGAGCAGAACUAUUUGGGAAGACGAGCAUUAUUAUUCUGGCAAUUGUUACUUUAUGUUGUACAGGGGUAAUAUCCUCAUUCUUUCUGGAUAAUUAUGUUUCUACGGAGUACAAUGUAACUAUCUCCAACGGAACGGCCAACUGGACGGAGAUAGUUAACGGAACCUUUUCCGGGUUGAGCUGGAACUCUCUGGAGGGUAUAACUGAGCUGUGGUAUCAGAACCUGUAUCCAACCUAUAUCCAGGACUGUGAAGACUCCAGUGCUAAAGUCAGUUUCUUCACUGUCUUCGGAGUUCUAUUCUCUGGAACCACAGGUAUAAUGGCCGGAGCUAAUUUAUCCGGAGAAUUAAAGAACCCUGGUAAAUCUAUACCUCGGGGAACACUCUCAGGCUGUGCCUUCACCUUCGUCACAUUUAUUAUUCUCUCCGUCCUAACCUCCCUCACAUGCAACCCUGUCUUACUACACCAGGAUUGUAUGUACAUGGUACAUUUUACUUUCUGGAAAUGGUUGGUUCUCAUCGGAGUAAUAUUCGCUACCUGGUCUGCAUCCUUGAGCAACCUGAUCGGAGCCAGCAGGGUUCUCCAGGCAGUAGCAGAGGAUACAAUGUUUGGUCCGUUCCUUCAUUUUAUACUCAAGGGGAAGAUUAGUAACAAUCCAAUUGUAUCCGUCCUAACAACAUCGCUCCUGGUUCAGAUUUGUUUCUUCCUUGGUGGUUUGAACCAAAUUGCGCAGCUCUGCUCUGUUUUAUUUCUUCUCUCCUAUGCUAGUGUGAACCUGGCUUGCCUGGGUCUGGUUCUCUCCUCUGCUCCGAACUUCAGACCUGCGUUUAAAUAUUUCUCUUGGCACACCAGCCUGGUUGGAUUAAUUGGAACAUCUAUCAUGAUGUUCUUAAUUUCACCAUUGUUUGCUGCAAUCGCGAUCCUGCUCUGCCUAUCCCUCAUCCUUGCCUUGAACUUCCUCUCCCCCGCCAGGAACUCUAACUGGGGUUCCAUCAGUCAAGCUCUUAUAUUUCAUCAGGUUCGGAAGUAUCUUCUCCUGCUGGAUCCUCGUAAAUCCCAUGUCAAGUUCUGGAGACCUCAGAUCCUUCUCCUGGUUCAUAAUCCCCGGUCUACCUGCGCACUCAUAGAUUUCGUCAAUGCAAUGAAGAAGGGAGGAUUGUAUGUAUUGGGUCACGUGACCUCAGGAGACCUUGCAGCAGUUGAAGAGGAUCCUAUUACUAAGGAAUAUCCAGAUUGGUUGGGACUAGUUGAUCAUCUCAAGGUGAAAGCCUUUGUGGAGGUAACGAUGGCCUCCAGUGUGAGGAACGGAAUAGAACAAUUAAUCCGUGUAUCAGGGAUCGGAGCAAUGAAACCUAACACUAUUCUUCUAGGGUUUAGAGAUGACAGUGUUCAUUCGGACGAUCUGAUCAGUUCCACUUCUCCGUACUGUGAUCCAACCUUUCACGAUGCUUUUCCGUCCAUAGACCAGAACUACAACAAGAUAUCCUGUGAAGAGUAUGUAGGAUGUAUCCAGGAUACCUUGAAACUACAGAAAAAUAUAGGUUUGUGUAGAAACUUCCAACUCUUGGACAGAAAUGAAGUUUUCAGUUCCGAGUUAAAGUACCGUAUACGGGCUGGAAGAAAACGUUACCUGGAUGUUUGGCCGGUCAACUUCCUGAGCGGAGAGGAUACAGAUAUUACAGAUAACACAUCACUCUUCCUCUUCCAACUAGCCUGUAUUGUUAAUAUGGUUCCAAAGUGGAGAAAGCAUCAGCUUCGUGUAUUUAUGUGUGUCAGGGCCGCAGAUUCUGAUAUUGCAGGAAAGGAAGCAGAUUUGAUUAGAUUACUGGAACUACUCAGAAUCAAGGCUGAGACUCAUGUUCUGAUUUGGGAUCAUUUAACAAGUCUUUUCCAGGCAGAAUCAUCUCAAGUUCUGACUGAGGAAUGUGAGGAACCAAAUAUCAGUCAGGAAUAUCUCCUGGAAUCCAAUGAAUUUAUUCGUUCUAAGUGUGUUGAGACAGCUGUAUCCUUUAUAUACCUACCCCGGCCUCCUGUAUCUCCAGACCUUCAUGUUCAGUAUCUUCAUCAGCUAGAUCUUCUUACUAGAGGACUUCCUCCAUCCAUCCUUGUACAUGGAGUUAGUCCUGUUAUGACAACUACUUUAUAAAAUAAGAAAAUAUCUGAUUAGCUGAUCAAACUUUACAACACAACUUGAUCCAUCCAUAUUUUCUAGAAUUUAUACAGUUCAGAUUUUUACAAGAAUUAACGAAAUUGUAGAUAAUUUAAGAUUAUCUAUAAGAAAAUGAUAAUAAAAAGCAAACAUAGUUGUUUACGAGAGAAAUUAUGCCAAAAAAUGAAACCAAUUUAUUCCUGUUCUCUACCACGGCAUUUUUGUAAAUAAUUGAGAUUUUAGGUUUAGAUUAAAGAACAUAACUACCCCCCCCCCUUACAUCUUUUUCUCUUUUUUAUUAAUGUGAAAAAUGUUCUUUUCCUUGUCACUUACAGGUUUCAACCAAUUACUGAUACAGUUUUACCAAUAAGGAUUAUAGAUUUUAAUUAAUUUAUAUAAUUAUCUAAAUUAUUCCCAGUGUUUUAAGUAUUUUAGAUUUUCCCCUGAAGGGAUUCUUCAAUGUUUUUUUAAAUUAUUUAUUUUCAAUUUAUUUUAGGAAAACCAAAUCAAAUCUUCACAAAGUUUUUUGCUUGUGCUUGGCUAAUCCGCCAGAGAUAAACCGGUUUUUCUGUUGAAGAUCCGUUACCUGUACUUUUCAUCAAAUAAUCUUUUUACAAAAUAAACAAUAAAACCAAACGAUUUUUUAUCUCUGUUACAGAAUUU
Eurytemora carolleeae is the source of this 3590-nucleotide messenger RNA. Its product is annotated as solute carrier family 12 member 9-like. Bases 159 to 2924 code for a protein of 921 amino acids. The record is from RefSeq and is a predicted model, not a curated record. NCBI's taxonomy places the organism in Eukaryota, Metazoa, Arthropoda, Copepoda, Calanoida, Temoridae. Gene Ontology annotation, molecular function: potassium:chloride symporter activity. Gene Ontology annotation, biological process: potassium ion homeostasis; potassium ion import across plasma membrane; cell volume homeostasis. The transcript is spliced from 23 exons. Gene Ontology annotation, cellular component: membrane.